GUUUACAUUUUAGUUUGGAUGGAGAACUUAACCAAGCUUACACCUCUGAAGCAGCCAAUUGUGUUUGAGCUAGAGAGCUUUGAGGUGCCCCCAGACCAGGCUCCUGUGCUCCUCUUCCUGGCUCUUUUCAACUACAUGGUGGUGCUUCUGGCCAACGGGCUGGUGAUGAGCAUCAUCGUGGCAGACAGGGCCCUGCACAGACCCAUGAAUGUGUUAAUCUGUAACCUGGCAGCCUGCGACCUGCUUGGAGGCACUGCUGUGCUCAUACGGCUCAUAAUGUACCUCGCCACCGGGCAGAAGAGGAUUGCGUAUGGCGAGGCCAUUGCCCAGGCCUUCGCGGUACACACCUACGGAGCUGCUGUUCAGACCAUUUUGGCCACUAUGGCUUAUGACAGGUAUCUAGCAGUGUGUGAGCCACUGAGGUACCAUGCCCUCAUGACACCGGCUAGGCUACUCUUCUCUUGGGUCCUGGCCUGGGUGGUGGCUCUGCUCUGUAUCGGUGUGCUCUUUGCCUUGAAUGUGGGAACCCCCUUGUGUGGUACCGUCAUCAAGCACGUCUAUUGCAGCAACCGCUCAAUUCUGUACCUGGCCUGUGAACCGACGCCAAUAAAUAACAUCUAUGGUUUGAUCAUGUCUUGGUCUUUAAGUACAGGAUGCUUCCUUGUCAUCGCUUUCUCUUACAUCAAGAUUCUGCAUGCCUGCAUAAAAAACAGCAAUGAUGGCACCAUGCGGAGGAAAGCUUUCCAGACCUGUGCUUCUCAUCUUGUAAUUUAUUUGAUCUAUCAAAUUGGCUCUACAAUCAUUAUUCUGUCCCAAAGGUUCACCUCAGCAUCUCCAAAUCUUAAGAAAUUCUUCAGCAUACUAAUUAUUAUUAUCCCACCUGCUGUGAACCCUGUUAUCUACGGCCUUGUUACGAAGGAGUUACGUACCAGCCUACUGAAACUGGUUAAAACUAAAGUCCAAUCCAGGACCCUGUUCAGUACAUCAUAAUUCAUAAAAUAAAUAAUGCA
This is a messenger RNA of Gadus morhua (Atlantic cod), 1010 nucleotides long. Its product is annotated as olfactory receptor 2C3-like. The transcript is spliced from 3 exons. Gene Ontology annotation, cellular component: membrane. Gene Ontology annotation, biological process: detection of chemical stimulus involved in sensory perception of smell; G protein-coupled receptor signaling pathway. NCBI's taxonomy places the organism in Eukaryota, Metazoa, Chordata, Actinopteri, Gadiformes, Gadidae. The record is from RefSeq and is a predicted model, not a curated record. Gene Ontology annotation, molecular function: olfactory receptor activity; G protein-coupled receptor activity; odorant binding. The annotation marks the transcript as partial.